Aspergillus alliaceus is the source of this 378-nucleotide messenger RNA. RefSeq lists its product as uncharacterized. Bases 1 to 378 code for a protein of 125 amino acids. Lineage: Eukaryota; Fungi; Ascomycota; Eurotiomycetes; Eurotiales; Aspergillaceae. The transcript has 2 exons. The record is from RefSeq and is a predicted model, not a curated record.
AUGACCUCUGAAGAGGGUAGCCUCUUAUUGGCAAGUAGCUCUGGAAUCAAAGAGGGAGAUAUUGAUGGGAAGGUUGUACAUGAUCUUCUUCAACUCCUUGGCGAUUACCCACUCGCGCUCGAGCAAGCAGGAGCGUACAUUGCAGUCCGGAAAACUAAGGCUGUGACAGGCUCACAGGCACACUCGGAUAGGUUACGGAACUAUAUCCAAGAGUUUCAUAUAAACGCUGCUAGGCUUUUGCAAUACAGGAGGCCUGUAGCCAUAUGGGAUUAUCGAAAUGAGACUGUGCUCACCACUUGGGAAGUAUCGUAUCAAAAAAUUGAGCGAGAAAGUCCGGAGGCCAGCGAACUGCUUUCUUCUAUGUGGAUUUCAUUCUGA